Lecanosticta acicola is the source of this 696-nucleotide messenger RNA. The record is from the annotation of a GenBank genome assembly. NCBI's taxonomy places the organism in Eukaryota, Fungi, Ascomycota, Dothideomycetes, Mycosphaerellales, Mycosphaerellaceae.
AUGGAGCGUCGUUCUAUUCAGGGACACGGAUCCACGAGCGACGAGGACGAUGUGAUCCACGGCAACGAAGCAGAUGGUGGCCCAUGUUCGUUACUCCUCGACCUGCCGGCAGAGCUCAGACACAAUGUUUAUGAUGCAGUCAUGGGGGUCGAGGCUGCACGUUUGAUUCCACGAACCAAAGGCCGUUUAGCUACAUCGACAUCCCUUCCUCGCGUCAACCGGCAGAUCCGCGAAGACUUCUUGAGCUACGUCUAUCUCAGAGCUCCGCUUAUUAUUGCAAGCGUGUACGGCUUCGACUUUCGCCAUGUCGUCACCUUCUUCAAUCGACUUUCGGAGAAGGAACUCAAAGGCCUUUCAAGAGAUAGCGAGCUACGCAUCUCACGCAAGAUUGUCAUUCAGCUGGAUCUAGGUCCUAUUCCCAAAGCCUUGAAGGACACAAUGGGACCGAAUUUUUCCCAAGAUGCUCUGGGCGACUUUCCCUACCUACGAUCAUGGCUUAAGCGAUCGGAGGAUCCAACUAAAAAGGGCACAUCCGUGGAUAUAUCUUAUUUGGUGGACGACCUGGAAAAUCCCGACCUGAGACAUUGGGCAUGGCACUUAGACUACAUGGGCCAACUGUUGCCGGCGGAGGGCCAUCAGAAGAAGGAAUUAUUGAAGAUUAUUGCUGCUGUGAAUGCCGCGAUGCUUACAGAUUGA